Molecule: messenger RNA, 2283 nt
Organism: Thalassophryne amazonica
Lineage: Eukaryota; Metazoa; Chordata; Actinopteri; Batrachoidiformes; Batrachoididae
Gene: maco1b
Product: macoilin 1b
Exons: 11
Coding region: 1-2058 (685 amino acids)
Biological process (GO): neuronal signal transduction
Cellular component (GO): rough endoplasmic reticulum membrane
Source: RefSeq, a predicted model, not a curated record
AUGAAGCGGCGCAAUGCGGACUGCAGCAAACUCCGACGGCCGUUAAAACGUAACCGAAUCACCGAGGGGAUAUACGGCAGUACAUUCCUCUAUCUGAAGUUCCUGGUGGUGUGGGCACUGGUGCUACUUGCAGACUUCGUGCUGGAGUUCAGGUUUGAGUACCUCUGGCCGUUCUGGCUCUUCAUCCGGAGUGUGUAUGACUCCUUUCGUUACCAGGGGCUGGCCUUCUCAGUAUUUUUUGUGUGUGUGGCGUUUACCUCGGACAUCAUUUGCCUCCUCUUCAUCCCAGUGCAAUGGCUUUUCUUCGCUGCCAGUACUUACGUGUGGGUGCAGUAUGUGUGGCACACAGAAAGAGGUGUUUGUCUGCCCACAGUGUCUCUGUGGAUACUGUUUGUGUACAUAGAGGCAGCCAUCAGAUUUAAAGACCUAAAAAACUUCCAUGUGGACUUGUGUCGUCCUUUUGCUGCACACUGCAUUGGGUACCCAGUGGUCACGCUGGGCUUUGGCUUCAAAAGCUACGUGAGCUAUAAAAUGCGCCUCAGAAAGCAGAAAGAGGUGCAGAAGGAGAAUGAGUUCUACAUGCAGCUCUUGCAGCAGGCUCUCCCUCCGGAGCAGCAGAUGCUUCAGAGACAAGAACGAGAGGCAGAGGAAGCAGCAGCUAAAGGAAUAUCUGAGGUGGACACAAUUCCAGUGUCGCAGAAUGGCGCCCCUGCCGGGAAAAAGGUGUCCUCUCCGCUGCCCGAGCUGGAAUAUAGAGAAAAAGGGAAAGAGAGCAGGGGCGGAGGAGAGACUAAAAAGCAACACAACAGCAUCCUGCCGUCAUCAGUGGACUCUAAACUCCAGGAGAUGGAGUAUAUGGAGAAUCAUCUGAACAACAAGAGACUGACCACAGAGCUGGGCAGCACGGAGAACCUGCUGCUCAAAGAGGACAACUCCUCCUCCUGCUCCUCUUCUUCCUCUUCCUCCUCCUCCUCCAAAAACUUCAAAAACGCAAGCAGCAAUGCCGCAGCGCUCAACUCCUCACCCCGCAGCCACAGCGCCACCAACGGCAGCGUGCCGUCCUCUGCGCCGCCACCCUCGUCCAUUUCAUCAUCGGGGAAGAACGAGAAGAAGUACAAGCUAGCAGUGGGGAAGGGGACGUCGGGCAGCUCCCACAGGGAUCCCACCGAUAACUGCAUCCCCAACAACCAGCUCAGCAAACCAGAGGCACUUGUUAGAUUGGAGCAGGACAUAAAGAAGCUGAAGGCGGACCUGCAGGCCAGUCGACAGGUGGAGCAGGACCUGCGCGGGCAGAUCGGCUCACUGGGUAGCGCCGAGCGCUCCAUCCGCACUGAGCUGGGCCAGCUUCGGCAGGAGAAUGAGCUGCUGCAGAACAAGCUUCAUAACGCCGUUCAGGCAAAGCAAAAGGACAAACAGGCUCUGGGCCAACUGGAGAAGCGGCUCAAGGCAGAGCAGGAGGCUCGAGCCACCGCAGAGAAACAGCUCGCAGAAGAAAAGAAGCGCAAGAAGCUGGAGGAGGCGAUGGCAGCCAGAGCCGUCGCGCUAGCAGCAGCGUCCCGAGGGGAGUGCACAGACACGCUGCGGCGGAGGAUCACUGAAUUAGAGACAGAGUGCAAGAAACUAAAUAUGGACAUAAAGUUAAAGGAAGAUCAGAUCCGAGAGCUUGAAUUAAAAGUGCAGGAGCUUCAUAAAUAUAAGGAGAAUGAAAAAGACACGGAAGUGCUGAUGUCAGCUCUGUCAGCCAUGCAGGACAAGACCCAACAUCUGGAGAACAGCCUGAGCGCAGAGACCAGGAUCAAACUGGACCUGUUCUCUGCGCUCGGAGACGCCAAAAGACAGCUGGAGAUAGCUCAAGGUCAGAUUCUGCAGAAGGAUCAGGAGAUCAAAGAUCUGAAGCAGAAGAUCGCUGAAGUGAUGGCCGUCAUGCCCAGCAUCUCCUACACAGCCGACACCAGCAGCAUGACCCCCGUGACCCCGCACUACUCCUCCAAGUUUAUGGACACCAGCCCCUCCGGCCUGGACCCCAACGCCUCUGUUUACCAGCCGCUCAAAAAGUGAACACUUGGCCCCCUCCCUCCCUCCAUCGCCAUUUUCUUUUCCGGUCUGGCAGGCUCACCACCUUCUGAUCUGCUUGCCACGUCUGCGGCUAAGAACAUUAUUUUUUUUUUUCUCUCUCUCUCUCUCUCUCUCUGGCUUUUUGUUUUCUCCUCGCCAGCUCAGAAGGAUGUUGUAUUGUGUGACUGUAAUUUGUUGUAGUUAAAAACAAAGCAAACAAAAAAAAAC